AUGGAGACUACAACAACAGCAUCAGGUCAGCCCAUCGUUGACCGCGAAAAGACCGUGCCUUUUCUCGUUCGCGCGUUCAUCAAAGUAGGCGGCUUCCAUCGCCUCAACCAGUUUGAAGAGGGCCCGCUUCCUAUUGCCGACGAGCAGCAGAUCUUCACAUGGAAGGAUGCUACUCUGUCAGAAAUAAUCACCUCCCUUCGUAGUAUUGCCCCCCAGACAGCCGAGUACCGGCACCCGCUCGCGCGAUUCUCCUUUCGCGCCAUCUUUGCUGACUCUGCAAGCCGCGGUCGGUAUGCUCAAAAGGAUCUCGGCAUGGUGUACUCUCGCGACAUCCUCGGCGAACCUGGUACUCUCGACACGCCUGCCCCACGCCUGCUUGAGGACGCAGAAGACGACCCAUCAAAACAAAAGGAAGCACGCACUCUGGAAGAGCUCCGACUCGUUCCAGGAGAUUAUCUCUGCAUCGCCGUCUACCUUCCCAAGAGUGUGACAGCCGCUCCGGGACCCAAUGUUGAACUAUCCAUAAAGGGAAGUAGUGCGGCCGCAGGUGGAGCUAAUGGAUGGAAGAUCUCUGGUCCUCUGGGUCCGGGAAGAGAUGGUGAUGGAUUCGGUCCAGGCUCUGGUGCCGGCCGAGGAGCAGGUGGUCAUUGGCGUGGUGGGUCAGAAGCACCCAGAGGGCGUGGAGGACGAGGUGGCGAUAUUGGGGACCGAGACCGUCGACCUUUGCCAGCCAGGAGACGGCGAGACACUCCGCCAAGGAAUAGCGGGUGGGACGACGUAGGUCGCGAUGCGUACAGGGAUAGGUCGCGCUCGAGAUCUCGGUCACCGCCGAGAAGGAGAAGAUGA
Messenger RNA from Heterobasidion irregulare TC 32-1, 846 nucleotides. RefSeq lists its product as uncharacterized. Bases 1 to 846 code for a protein of 281 amino acids. The transcript has 3 exons. Gene Ontology annotation, cellular component: nucleus. Lineage: Eukaryota; Fungi; Basidiomycota; Agaricomycetes; Russulales; Bondarzewiaceae. The record is from RefSeq and is a predicted model, not a curated record. Gene Ontology annotation, biological process: negative regulation of DNA-templated transcription. Gene Ontology annotation, molecular function: transcription corepressor activity; transcription factor binding.